GCACAGAGGCCCAGAGCUUCGGCUUGCUGGACCCCAAGCUGUGCUACCUGCUGGACGGGAUCCUGUUCAUCUACGGCGUCAUCAUCACCGCCCUGUUCCUGCGGGCCAAGUUCGGCCGGAGCGCGGACAGCCCGGAGCAAAUGCAGGGCCCCAGCCAGGUCUACAACGAGCUCAACCUGGGGAGGAGAGAGGAGUACGACCUUCUGGACAAGAGGCGUGGCCGGGACCCGGAGAUGGGCGGGAAACAGAGGAGGAAGAACCCCCAGGAGGGCCUGUACAACGCCCUGCAGAGGGAGAAGAUGGCGGAGGCCUACAGCGAGAUCGGGAUGAAAGGCGAGAACCAGCGUCGCAGAGGCAAGGGGCCCGACGGCCUUUACCAGGGGCUCAGUGCGGCCACCAAAGACACCUACGACGCCCUCCACAUGCAAACACUGCCCCCUCGCUAGCAGCCCGGACCACCACCCACAGGGAGACAGACCCACAGACGCCCAGAUUGUAAACGACCCAGGAAAAAGCAUGUACAGUUCGCUCCCGUCCCCCAGUCCUCUGUCACGCAGGACACUCGUGUGUCACAGCGGUCCCCUCCCGCCCCCAGCCUCCAUUCAGCGUCACUUCGCACGUGAGGGUGUGCGUCCUGGCCUGUCCCGGAGCCUGUCCAGUCCUCGCCUCUGCCUGCCGGGGGCCCGGGCACCGUGGCUCGGACCUGGGGCCGCACACCCCUCACAGCCCAGCUGGUUAGUCUGUUUUGUCACGUCCCAAAGGAGCCCCCACGCCAGCGCCGUCCGGCGGUCUGUGCUGUGGGCACCUGAGCGGCUUGGCUCCUGCUGUACCUUUGGCUUCUGUUGUCAGCCGUCCCUCACCGCUCGGCAGCCGUCCCUGGGCCCAGGAGGUCCCGGCAGAGCCCUGCGGACGGAGGGGCUGGGUUCGGGCUGCCUGGAAGGCUCCCUCGGCCGGCGCCCCUUGCCCUGGUGUCCAGGAGCCGGACACGGGGCCUGAGAGAUGGACACGCCUGUGCCUUCGAGAGCCCACAUCCUUCAGGAGGCGUGUGGGGAGCCGAGGCGGGCGCCCGAGCGGGGAAGGCCGUGGCUCCCUGGCACCUGCUCAUGCCACACUGAACUCAGGACAAACCCCUCACGUGAAGGCCUCGCAGGAAGGCCCCAGGCCACCGGGGCCUGCAGAGCCCACAAGACAGGGGCCUGGAAGGAGCCUCUCCCCGCUGGGCUUCCUUCUUGCUGGUUUGCUAACGCCUUGCUCUUUGCAUAAUAAACGCUUCAGUGA
Pipistrellus kuhlii (Kuhl's pipistrelle) is the source of this 1278-nucleotide messenger RNA. RefSeq names its product CD247 molecule (gene CD247). NCBI's taxonomy places the organism in Eukaryota, Metazoa, Chordata, Mammalia, Chiroptera, Vespertilionidae. Gene Ontology annotation, cellular component: membrane. The transcript is spliced from 7 exons. The coding region runs from base 141 to 446 and encodes 101 amino acids. Gene Ontology annotation, biological process: cell surface receptor signaling pathway. Gene Ontology annotation, molecular function: transmembrane signaling receptor activity. The record is from RefSeq and is a predicted model, not a curated record.